ACCUGACAGCUCAACAAGCAGCUAUCCUCAAACAGCAGCUGUCCUACAGCAACACCAAGCCUCUGAGCCACUUCAGUGCACUCGACCACAUGGGCCAGAGAAUGACGCCGCCCAUGGCCAACCAGGGGAAAAGCCCUAUGAUGCCAUACAUGCAGGGCCCAACAGGGCAGGGUGGAGGUCCACCUCCAGCUCAGGGGCCAAUGCCUGGACAGACAGCUCACCUGAGUGAGGAGCAGAAGAGGAUGCUGCUGAUGAAGCAAGGCCUGCCCUAUGGACCCCUUCAGACUCAUGCACAGGAUCCAGGAAUGGUGGCCAUGUCCCGGCAGCAAGGUGGGGUUCAGCCUCCUCACGGCGCACCCGGAGGAGUGGCCUCGGGUGGGCCCAAUGCGGUGGGGGCGGGGCCCGGUGGUUACCUGGGCAACCCUCAGCAGCAGCAGCAGCAACAGCAGCAGCAGCAGCAGCAGCAGCAGCAGCAGGCAGCCAUGAUGAAGCAGAUGAUGGCGAUGGAGCAGGAGAAGAGAGUGCAGCUGCACCUGAUGGAGCAGCAGAAGCAGCACCUGCUCAGGGAGAGGCAGCAGCAGCAGCACAUCAUGGCAGAGCAGUUACAACAGCAGCAGCACCUCCCAAGGCAGAUGGGGCAGCCCCAGAGGAACCCCUACCCAGUCCAGCAGGUCAACCAGUUCCAAGGGUCGUCUCAAGAGAUGGCAGUGAGGAUGCAGAGCAUGCGUAAUGCGCGACUUCUCCAGCAGCAACAGCAGCAGCAAAUGCAGCAGAUGCAGAGCGGAGCCAUGCAGGGCGGCAUGCCCUCGCAGCCCGACAUGGGCAUGCCCUACGGGGGCCAGCCGGGCACCGGAGGCAGCCAAGCGGGCAUGUACACAGCAGGCAUGAGCCAGAUGCAACAGCAGCAGCACCCCAACCAAAGCAGCAUGCCAAUGGGCCACACAGGCGCACCUGGGCACAGGCAACCGGGAACAGGACCCGGUGGCAUGAUGCCCGGAUCUGGAGCAGCUGGAGGGGCUGGGGGAGGAGGAUACGGCCAGGGCAUGCUCCUUAGCUCUGCCCUGAAAGGAGGUGGUGUGGGCGGCCAGCCAAUGAACAAGGCCCAGGCGCAGAGGCUGCAAAGCAUGAUGGGAGCUGGAGGCGCAGGUUGGCAGCAGCAGCAGCAGCAACAGAGCAUGCAGCCCAUGGGUGGCAGGACUACAAACGAAAUGGUGGGCUUUGGUGGCAUGCCGGCCGGCUAUGGGAUGCCGCCGGGGCAAGGCCCGCCACGUAUGCCCAAGCAGCACUACAGCCAGGGGGGCAUGGUGGACCCGCGUGCCAUGAACCCUGCUGGCAUAGGGCCUGGUGGGGCGCAAAUGAUGCCUCCACACAUGGCAGCACAGGGCAGGACCAACCAGCCACGUGGCAUGAUGAUGCCUGGCAUGAACCAGGGCGUGCCUGCCAGCAUGGCAUCGGCGUUCGGACAGGCAGCGGGGCAGCCAGGGGGGAUGGGCGGACCGGGAGGAGCCGGAGGGGGCGUGGCAUAUGGGGGCGGGACCCAGUCACAAGGCUACCAGCGGACAUCUAGUCAGGACCUAGCGUAUGGCUAUGCCAGCCAAUCAGCAGCAGCCAGUGGAGGCCAAUUUGGUCUAUCAGACGAAAAGGACUUAGACUUAACAGAUGGCUGGAUGGAAGAGUUUUUCCCCAACCAAUAGCAGACACAGAAGAGCAGAGUGUUUUUUAAUAGGUUGGGCUUUGGGGAACAGAAAAGAGAUUUUUAAACAGAAGAUACAUUUUAAAGGACACAGGAGUGUUUUUGUUCAACUUUCAUGAAACUGAAAGAAAAAUGCCAUGUCAUGUACUGUGUGUAAAUGUGUAUGUGUACUGUCUAAAUACUCCACGGGAGUGGUGGAAGUUCUUAUUUCAGAAAGUAGUCUUUCCUAUUUUCCAUGUUGUUUAAUGUGAUUUAUUUUACAAUUUUGUGUUUCAGUGGUCUUUCAAACCCCAAACUUCAGAAUAGUUUCCUAAGGGUAUACAGUAGGGAAAAUAGAAAAUAUUUUUGUUAUCACAAUUAACUGCCAUGCUCCCUCUUCUAUCUUAGUUGUUACAUGAGUGAGAGUGUGAGUGUGUGUGUGUGUGUGUGAGAGAGUGUGUGUGUGUGUGUGUGUGUGUGUGUGUGUGUGUGUGUGUGUGUGUGUGUGUGUGUGUGUGUGGAUUUGUAGGGUGGGGGAUAGCACCCAUAUUCGUAACAUGUGGUUUAACCUUCCUUUGCAAUAGCUUCCCUCCAAAACAUAGAUAUGUAAACACCUCUCAUUUUCUGGCUUCCCUAGAAUGCUGAUGUGGUCCUCUGUAUUUCACCACAAUGAGUCUGUAUGUGCAUCUGCAAGUGUGUGUGUGUGUUUAUUUGAACAUCGCAACCAAAACAAACUGCAUUUCCCUUUGUUUGGAUUUGAGCGCAUGCGUGAUGAGUGCCCCUGCUGUCGCUAGGCAACUGCUCUGUGAGCAAGAGGAUGGAAAGAGAGAGAGAGAGAGACACAGAGAGACAGAGAGUGUGUGUGUGUGUCUCUCUGUGUGUUAGAGGUGGGUUCUGUAUGGAGAGACCUGGCAGCUAGAGACCUCACAGUCUCCAAGAAACAAACAAAUAAAAAACAGAGAGAAAGACCAAAUGAGAGGUAAGGCAGGCAAAAAAAAAACCAUCCAUGUACAUACAGAUAGAUGUCAGACAGUCAAAAGGGCAGCUAUGACAAAGACAGGCUCAGCCAACGAAUGUUAACUGUGGUAUUAAUGAUGGGGUGUAUGCGGAACAGGAUGUAACAACAGCGAUGUAAAAGAAACACAAUGACGAAUUGUACCUGUGCUGAAUGUAUGUCACCACAAAUGACCUUGUCUGACACAAUGACUUGUCUCAAAGGCUGGUCUUUGGCAUUUUAGGGGAAGAUGUUUGGUAUGAGGUUUAGCCUUCAGUUGAGAUGAUUUGUGUCUAUGCUUGUAUGCGUGCGUAUGAGUGUGUGUAUCACCCAGUGAUGAAAUACUUCAGACCAACAAUCUCACCACUGCUCAAAAUAUUGCUGUUUGCUUUUUGUUCCGAUUCUCACACUUUAAAUUUGUUUGUCUUUAAAUCCACGUUUACAUGACUCCAACUAUUGUCCAACUUUUGGACAGACUGUGAAGUGACAUGGGGCUGUGCAGAGCUUAAUCAAUUGCAUUGCAAUUGGUCUCAUCAACCACUUCAGCCCAUCAAUGUGAUUUCUGUCCUUAGUUUCUCAGCGAGGAGGAGAAGGCUAGCAAAGAGUAGCUAUCUUUUUAGAGUUCUUCAAAACGGGCCUGGAGUAAAGACUGCACUGGUCACCUCAGCCAAUCUCUGGGGAUUGAGGAAGAUUUAGUCCCUUCUUCUUAAAGCGUCAUCAGAGUGCCCCCCAACAAGACAUAUUUUCCAGCCUAUCUCCCUCUUCAAGUUACUUAACUCAUCCGCCCCUUUUCUGAGCUUCAGUUGAACGGAAGACAUUUUGUUUGUGAUCAUUAUGAUUUUUAAAGACACUUUUUAGAUUAGGCAGAUUAGAACCGACCCUUCAGACCUAUCCCUUGUAAUCCCAACAAAAAUGCUACUGUUUAAAUUGUCAUUACACCACUCAUGGUUUACUUUAAGAGUUCAGUGAAACCUGUCAAGGAAACAGAACAGAUUAUAUUCCUUAUAAUAUGUUUUGUAACUACAAAGCUAGUUAGGACCCUUAACCCUCCCUAAAAACAAAAGAAUGCCUUUAAUUGCUUAUUCAUCUUGAACAGCCCAUGCAAAUGCCCCAGUCUACCCUUUUUGGCUGUUGGUCUGAAUGAUCUUAAUCUGUACAGGUGUUUUCUGUCUUGGUUUCUCAAUUGCCUCACAUCCUAUCCAAAUCGAACGGAGUACUGUUCAUGUUCUUAACAGAAAAUGGCUGUUUUGGUGUUUAGUGUUGGAAAUGUUUAUCGUUUUAAGGAAAGGGAUAGGCACUUGAGUUUGUUACAUACAGUGUUCCAAAAUGGCCACCUGACAGUGUUGCCCUUUAAGACCGGCAGAUGGGGAGCCCUCUUCUUUCUCCAAGCUUCCUCCAAAUAUCAUGAAUCCUGGGACCAAGUCAAAUGUAGAACUUUUCUCUGCUUUUUUUCUACCUGCUAUUUUUUGUUUUUGUUUUGUUUUUUUUGUCAUCAUUGUCACUGUUUUUUUCUGUUCAUUUUCUGUACUGGUGCUGACAUGUAUGUGAUCAAAAAAGAUAUAUAAAAGAAAAUUGAUAUUUGUAAAUAUGUUUUUACAAGUUUAAAUACAACAGAUAAUACUGUCUCUA
Clupea harengus (Atlantic herring) is the source of this 4295-nucleotide messenger RNA. RefSeq names its product mastermind-like transcriptional coactivator 3 (gene maml3). Gene Ontology annotation, molecular function: transcription coactivator activity. NCBI's taxonomy places the organism in Eukaryota, Metazoa, Chordata, Actinopteri, Clupeiformes, Clupeidae. The record is from RefSeq and is a predicted model, not a curated record. Gene Ontology annotation, biological process: Notch signaling pathway; positive regulation of transcription of Notch receptor target. Gene Ontology annotation, cellular component: nuclear speck; nucleoplasm.